AUGUACGUCCCCGCCAAGAGCCAAGACGAACUUACAACCACGCCAGAAGGCCUUCGCGACACUUUGGAGCGAUAUGGCGUCGCCAUCAUCCCUGGAGUCUUGGACGACGAGGAAGUAGACGAAAUGAAACAAGGCUUUUGGCAAUUCUUGGGUCAACUCUCUGCCAACUGCAAAACGCCAAUCACACGUCAAAACAAGAAAACUUGGAGCACUUUUUACAGUUUCAAGCCCAUGAGAGGAAUGUUGAUGCAACACUGGGGCGUUGGCCAUGCCCAAGUACUAUGGAACCUCCGACAGAACCCAAAGAUUGUCGAUAUCUUUUCCACUCUUUGGAAUGUGCCCAGAGAGGAGCUGUUAGUCAGCUUUGAUGGUGCAUCCUUUGCUUUCCCCCACGAAUCGACGAAAGUGGGUGAAUUUGACGGCACGGACAAAUUCCACGUCGACCAAGCGCCCACGAGGCCAUCGUUUCAAUGUGUUCAGAGUUGGGUGACUGCGCACGACGUGAGACCUGGCGACUCCACCCUUUCUGUAAUCGAAGGCAGCCACAAGCUUUUGGGCGAGUUUUGUGAAACGUUCAACAAGGAGCACAUAACCUGGGAUUGGUAUAUGCUGAAAGAGGACGAAGUGGAGUGGUACAAGCGCCAAGGAUGCGUCGUGAGGGACAUAACCUGCCCAGCGGGGUCGAUGGUGUUCUGGGACAGCCGGUCCAUACAUUAUGGCAAGAGCGCUCUGAAGGACCGCCCACAACGCAACUUCCGCGCUGUGGCUUAUCUUUGCUACACCCCUCGCUCCUUUGCCACUGAGGAUGCACUUGCCACGAAGCGGGAUGCCUUUUCAUGGCAAGCAACUACCAGUCAUUGCCCUCAUGACCCCCGCCUGUUCAAAUUCAAGCCGAAGUAUUUCAAGACGAAAAUGAACGUUCAAAUACCACCGCCCAAGCUGACACCGCUAGGACGGUCGCUGGCUGGUUUUGUCGACAACGAAAUGAAUUAG
This is a messenger RNA of Seminavis robusta, 993 nucleotides long. NCBI's taxonomy places the organism in Eukaryota, Bacillariophyta, Bacillariophyceae, Naviculales, Naviculaceae. The record is from the annotation of a GenBank genome assembly.